AUGGGUUUUCAAUUGCCUCGAAUUGCUAGCACAAAGACACCAGAUAUCCCAAAAGGCUACUUUGCAGUCUAUGUUGGAGAGAGCCAGAAGAAACGAUUUGUGGUUCCAAUAUCAUAUUUGAACCAACCUUUGUUUCAGAAUUUGCUGAGUCAAGCUGAAGAAGAAUUUGGAUACCAUCAUCCAAUGGGUGGUAUCACAAUUCCUUGUAGUGAAGACACCUUCAUUGAUCUCACUUCCCGCUUAAAUCCUUUCAAGUCUUUUUAUUGUUUAUCCACUUGGGAUAUAGAAGCCAUUGGUUUCAAGCUGCCUGGAAUUGUUAGCCCCAAAAGAAGUCUUACCCGAUCUUCAUCUAAUGCAAACAAGACCGCUUCAAAGACCUUAGAUAUCCCAAAAGGCUAUUUUGCGGUCUAUGUUGGAGAGAGCCAGAAGAAGCGAUUUGUGAUUCCAAUAUCAUACUUGAACCAACCUUCAUUCAUGGAUUUGCUGAGUCAAGCUGAAGAAGAAUUUGGAUACCAUCAUCCCAUGGGCGGUAUCACAAUUCCAUGCAGUGAGGACACCUUCCUUGAUCUCACUUCCAACUUAAGUGUGUGUCUGAAUGAAAUGAAAAUGGAUAUUCAAAAGGCUUCAGAAUUUCAGAACAUGCUGCUGAGUCAAAAUGAAGAAGAGGCGAGGCCAUGA
Rosa rugosa (rugosa rose) is the source of this 678-nucleotide messenger RNA. RefSeq lists its product as uncharacterized. Gene Ontology annotation, biological process: response to auxin. The record is from RefSeq and is a predicted model, not a curated record. The transcript has 2 exons. Lineage: Eukaryota; Viridiplantae; Streptophyta; Magnoliopsida; Rosales; Rosaceae. Bases 1 to 678 code for a protein of 225 amino acids.